AUGUCUGGCCCUCCACCGGUAUUUCGAGCUAUAUACUCAAAUACCGAGGUUUACGAAUGUGAUAUGAAUGAAUCUCCUAUCAUGAGGAGGUGUAAAGACGAUUGGGUCAAUGCAACGCAGAUUUUAAAAUGUUGCAAUUUCCCCAAGGCUAAACGGACAAAAAUUUUAGAAAAGGGUGUACAGCAAGGAUUACACGAAAAAGUUCAAGGAGGAUUUGGACGAUUCCAAGGAACGUGGAUACCACUUGAGGAUGCUCGCCGAUUAGCUUCUACAUACGGAGUGACAAAGGAGUUGGCACCGGUUUUAUUUUUAGAUUUUAACGAUCCAAAUUUAGUAAUCCCAGUAAAAGCAAAACCUCCACCAAAGGAAAAUACCAAUUUAGUUAAAAGAAAGUACGUCAAGAAACCGAAAGAGCCUGGAGACACACCAAAAAAGUACAAGACUGGUAAGAAAGCAGCUUUACAACAAGCAGCUGAGAUGGCGGCAGCAGAAGCAGCAGCAGCAGCAGCAGAUACCCUGAUGGGUGGUAUCACAGCAUCAGGCCAUAGCUCGUUCGUAUCUCAAGAUACAAGUGGCGUCCUUUCAAGACAAAAUUCAUACGUUGUUCCCCCCAAUUCUUACCCCCAGGUAUUCAACAAUGGCCAACAAGGAGUCGCAAAGCCAUUACCACAAUCCGCUUCCCAUCUGUAUGACCACAUUGCAUUAACACCUCAUAGUGCAGGUGCUUCGUUUUCACAACCUGAUUACCAAGCUAUCAAUGGAAGUGGCAGUUUAUCCAAUUCACAGAACGGGUAUCCGAAUCAGCAAAUGCUACUGCGGUUUCAACAACUCCAACCACAACAGUUUCCUCAGGUAUACCCUCAACAAAAUAGUAACGUGAGACAAUUUCCUGUUCCCAUUCCCAACCCAAUCCCACCGCAAGUAUACGCCGAGGGUAAGGUACUAUCGUCGCAAUCGUCCAACGAGUCAAACUGGUCAGUGCAUCAUGAUCCAAAAGAGAGCGACACAUCAAUGAACUCUAGUGUCGACGAAAGAAAAGCGUAUAACGAUGGCAACCAAUUCCCGCAAGAAGAACCAAGUCCAGGGGAUGACAACACUUACGCCGCACAACUUUUAAAAUUUUUCAGUGAAGAUAGUGCCGAUAUACCCUAUUUCAUUCAUUCACCACCAUCUGACUUCAACAUAAAUGAGCCUAUUGACGACGAAGGGCAUACGCCAUUGCAUUGGGCUGCGUCUAUUGGUAACUUCGAGAUGAUUCAUAUUUUAAUGAGCAAAGGUGCCAACCCGUUGAUUGUGAAUAACUUUGGUUUGAACCCGUUGUCGAAGUUAAUUUCGUUUAAUAAUUGUUAUGAAAUGAGAAAUUUUGACAAUGUCUUGAAUGAUCUAGAGCUAUGCUUGAUCAAUACCGAUAUAAACGGAAGGACACCACUACAUUACCUAUGCCAAUAUGCCAAAGUCAAAUCUAAAUUUGAGAGCUUGCAAUCGUAUUUGAAUUCAAUUUUGACAAAAUUGCAAAUCCUUACUGAACAGAGUCAAGCAAGGCUGGUUAAUUUGAUGAAGAACGUGUUGAACCAUCAGGAUGUUCGAGGCGAUACCUGUUUACAUAUUGCAAUUAAAUCAGGGUGUAUCAGUUUCAUUCAAACUUUACUUAAAUGUGGUGCAAGAGAUGACAUAGAGAACAUUAAUCGAGAAACAGCAGGUGGCUUAAUAAUGCAGUAUAAUCUCAUACCGAAUUAUGCACAAGUAGGGGCUGCACAAGAAGCUUAUCAAGCACAAUUAUCAAUGGGGUUCUUUGAACCAAAGGGUACUUUGCGUACUUUGCAAGAACCACAAGUUCCAAUACAGGGGUUGGCGACUCCAAUUCAGCCAAGUUUCAAUCGAGUUGAAACACCCGAUACACAAAAAACCACAGUACAAGAUGAUGAAGCCGAAGAAGAAGACGAAGAAAUGGCCAGAGUCGAUGACAGACAUCUUGAUGCAUUGAAUGAUGAUAAAGAAAACAUAUUCAUUGAAAAACACGGUGAAAAUGUGUCGUCGCCUGGACAGAGGAAUAAUUUCACAUCGGCACAUCAACCUCUAGCUGUGAUAUCUGAAAUCGAUACCGCAGGAUCUCCGGCAUCCGUCACAAGUAGCCAACACCCAGUUAUUGGUCAACAAUCACCACAAUCGCACUAUACUAAAAUACCGCAUCAAAGUUUGAACGAAAAGAGUCACCAUUCUCUGCGUCAGCUUUUCAAACGACCAAACCCUCCCAAGUUAGACGAAGAGGGAAGGAUCAUUAAGGAUGAAGAUAGCAAGCCACAUCUUCCCUUUGAGGACUUGUCUACCAUGGUUUCAGGAAUGAUCAGUUCGUUGUCUGAUUCCUACGAGGAUGAGUCGCAAAAGCUAGAUAAGGAACUUGAUUUAUUAAAGUCUACAAUUGCUGGUAAGCAAAGCGAAACGAAAAAGUCAAUGAAACAUAUAAGGAAAUUAUUUCUUAGUUCUGGAAUUGAUGAGGAAAACGAGGAUAUCACCAAUCUCGAAGAAGCACAGUCAAUCGUCAACAAACAUAUCGAGUUCUGUCAACAAAGCAUAACUGAGAAUGAAUUUAGAACAACAAACAUUAUGCAGCGCAAUCAAGCCUACGAAUUAGCCUCUUUGGUGCAAAGGGAAGAACAAGCUAUUAUGGAGGCAAAACAAAAUGAUCAAGAUGAAGACGACAAUGAAACCUUGGCCAAUGAAGAAAAGUUUGAUUUGGCUAUCGAGUUAACCCAGUAUCAAUUACAAAGAAACAAACUAGUGGGAGAGAUUGCCAAGAGGACUAAAAUGUUUGGUAUUGAUGACACAAUGUACAAAUAUAGGAAAUUGUUAAGUUUGAGUUGUGGUGUACGCGUGGAAGACAUUGAUAGUUUGAUUGACGGCAUUGCCGAAUCCCUAACUGAGGGCCGUUAA
Molecule: messenger RNA, 2931 nt
Organism: Lodderomyces margitis
Lineage: Eukaryota; Fungi; Ascomycota; Pichiomycetes; Serinales; Debaryomycetaceae
Gene: SWI4
Product: SBF complex DNA-binding subunit
Exons: 2
Coding region: 1-2931 (976 amino acids)
Cellular component (GO): MBF transcription complex; SBF transcription complex
Molecular function (GO): protein binding; transcription regulator activity; DNA binding
Source: RefSeq, a predicted model, not a curated record